Rhizophagus irregularis DAOM 181602=DAOM 197198 is the source of this 1395-nucleotide messenger RNA. RefSeq lists its product as uncharacterized. The record is from RefSeq and is a predicted model, not a curated record. Lineage: Eukaryota; Fungi; Glomeromycota; Glomeromycetes; Glomerales; Glomeraceae.
AUGGCAAGCCUAUCAUACAGUCAAGUAGCUCGAAUGUCUCGAAGGGAAUUAAAAAAGUUAAAAGAGCGUGAGAAAGAGCUAAAAGAGCGUGAGAAAGUGAAAGAGUUUGAGAAGGAGUUGUAUAGCAGAGAAUGUGUUGCUCAGAGUAUCAACUUUGUAGUCGGUGAAGCAAAUAAAGAAUUACCUGCCUUGUUUGAUCGUGAGAUAUUUUCCUGCUAUUUAGCAACAAUACUUGCAAGGGAUAAAGAGGUAGUUGCAGUGUGGUUGAGAAUUUUACAAGGUCGCUGUGAAAUUUACCUUUCUAAGAACUCUGAUUGGCUCGACGAAGAUAUUGAGUAUAUUGAUAAUAUUACGAAAUAUCUGAAAAAUAUAUCAAAAAAUGCUCCUGUGAUAUCAAAAGAUAACGAAAGGGAUUUUCUUGAGGCUGUAACGAUUUACUGCUCUACUAAACUUAAGUCUAGAUUGAAAAAACUUCAUGAUGAUACUGAAUUCUAUGGCGAUAAUGAACAUGUUAAAUCUUUCAGUGAUUUUCUUUCAGUUAGGGUUGCUAUUAUUGGCAAUGCAGAAAAUACAAAUAUUAUCACAAUAUCUGGAAUUUGUAAAGAGUAUUGUGAGAAAAUUAAAAAGGCUAAAAUUGAGUCUAGAAUCCCCUCAGAAUUUUUAAGACAUAUUAAGAAAGUGUCGUCUUAUAUGGCGUCUGCUAUAGGUAUCGUAGAAUGUGCACGUAAUAUACAAUAUAAAUCAUUAUUCUCUAACGUUCAAGUGUAUAGAGUGAACCCUGUUAUCAUAAAAAAUCAGCCCAUAUAUUCGUGGGAAAAUAUUAUCAGAAGGUUUAUUGAUGAAGACAGAUAUAAACGUUUCAUGAAUAGGUGUUCGAAAAAGCCUAAAAUAAUGGAAAGAAUCAGUAAAGUAUAUACCGAUAAAGCCACACAAAAACAACAACCACUUGACGGUGAUAACGUUAAACAAUGUAUAUACUUACAUGCGGAAAUGAACAUAUUGGCCUCCUUAAUUAUCGACAAGAAAAUUAAACGUAGAGUGUUUAUAGCAGUGUCAAAGAGAUGUUGUUUCUUGUGCGAACUUUACAUUAAUUUUGCACAACUAUAUCAUGGAUAUAAUAUCAUCGUUUCUGAACCACAAUUUUUUACUAAAUAUGAUUUUGAUUGGAAAAACACGAAAAUAUGUAGCGGAUGGAAAUUUCCGCAUGUAAGGGAUAACAAAUUUAUGGCCGAAUCCCUGAAUUAUAUACUAAAAAAUCUUAAUCAAAUCAUAGAACAAAAAUUAGAACACUAUACCAGUAAUUUACCGGCGGAUUCUAGUGAUGGUCAAUAUAUAUAUGGAUAUAUUAAAGGUUUUAGCAGUAACCCUGAUAAUAACUUUAAUUUAUUUUCUUAA